This is a messenger RNA of Drosophila serrata, 2886 nucleotides long. RefSeq names its product serine/threonine-protein kinase GA29083. Lineage: Eukaryota; Metazoa; Arthropoda; Insecta; Diptera; Drosophilidae. Gene Ontology annotation, biological process: protein phosphorylation; intracellular signal transduction. The record is from RefSeq and is a predicted model, not a curated record. Gene Ontology annotation, molecular function: ATP binding; protein kinase activity.
CCCUGGCCAUACUGGGCUUUGGUGCGCACGGAAAUUUGCCAUGAAGUUCGGUCAUUAUUUUGAAAAAUUAAAAAAAUAAAACAACUUUAAGUAAAUUAAUUUAAAGUAAAACGGAACGGACCGGUGAGCUAUUCUGCUGAAAUCUUUACCUGAGAUUACAGAUUGUCUUUGUGCCGAGGGAGUGGCGCGAGUAGUGAAGAGUCUCGAACUAUAGCCCCAUUCCAUUGCUACAUUUUAUCACAGUUUGAAUGUAGGCGAUUCCACUACAAAAUCUAGGAACAUUAUUCUAAGCGAGAAUGGAUGUUAAAAUGAACAGUCUUCAUUGCACCUCCACCGUACUCUCUCUCCAAUCAUCAGCGAUAGUCACCACCAACGACACGCCAAAAAAGGCAUUACAGAAAACCACUGAAGAAAAGCUUCAGGAGAAAGUCGACAACAUUAAUCGGGAAUGCGGCAGUCCCGUCAGUUGUAACUCGGGGCUGGAAAUUGAGUUUAGCGAGCUAACAAACUAUAAGAAUAGCUCUCUUACCGGCAGUGGUAGUGUGGGAAAAUCAAAUGGCUCGUUGAGCGCCGGCUCUUCUACUUCGGCUUCUGUUGCGCCGCUUCCAAUAAACGAAAGCGAUGAAACAAACGGCGAUGCAAGUGCAACGUCAUCGUUAGGCGUUUCAUCAGUCAUUGCAUCCACACAUAUCAAGAAACGUAUUUCAAGCAAUCGUACGCCGACUCGUAAAGCACAUAGGAUAAAGUUCUAUCGAAACGGUGAUCGUUUCUAUCCGGGCAUAACCAUUCCAGUGUCCAAUGAACGUUAUCGGUCGUUCGAGAGUCUAUACGAAGACCUUACUCGGUUGCUGGAGGAGAAUGUCAAGAUACCGGGAGCUGUUCGCACCAUAUAUAACAUGUAUGGAAAAAAGAUAUUUGCCCUGAAUGAGCUGGAAGAUGGCCAGAGCUACGUUUGUUCCUGUAAUAACGAGAAUUUCAAGAAAGUGGAGUAUAAUACCAGUUCGCAGCCAUUGCCGAAUCUGACAUUGGCGACCAGCAAUAGCCGCACGAACAAUCAGCGGUUGGCCAAGCUUCAGCGCCCUUCAUCUCCGCUGAAGAACGGAUCCUUACUAUCUAGCGCUGCAAGUGCUCUAGCUUCAGGUGCAAGCAAUGGUAGUCCGUUUAACACGUCGCGUUGCACUGAACGACUCAAUGUGGUCUAUCCACGCAUUGUGACAAUGAUUCGCAACGGAACAAAGCCACGACGCAUAAUGCGUCUACUGCUAAACAAGCGAAACAGUCCAAGCUUCGAUCAUGUAUUGACCGCAAUUACCCAAGUGGUCCGCCUAGACACAGGCUAUGUAAGAAAGGUCUUCACGUUAUCUGGAGUAUCAGUGGUGCAGCUGGCUGACUUUUUUGGUCCAGAUGACAUUUUUUUUGCUUAUGGUACAGAGCGUGUUAACUCGACAGAGGAUUUUAAGUUAGAGGUUGAUGAGCAAAGGGCGAUCAAUGCCAUUCGCAAGACGCUGCGCACGGCAGGUACGACUUACAAAGGUCCCAAACCCAAAAUGCCAGUUAAGAGCAAAAAGGUGUAUCCCGCGCCAAAGGUAGAUUCAGAUUCCGAAUUCAAGGCGACGGCGUUAACUGUCACCGAGCCCGAUGAUGAUCAGGCGGCAUUCCUCAAGAGCACUGGCGUUCAAAUCAGUGAUUUGCCAUUAGCUAUCCGCGAUCAUUACACGCUUGGCGAAAUUAUUGGUGACGGUAAUUUUGCUGUUGUGCUAAAAAUAAAGGUGCGUGAGACAGGUGAUAUCCUUGCCCUGAAAAUUAUCGAUAAAAGCAAAUGCAAAGGCAAAGAGCACUACAUUGACGCUGAAGUUCGAGUUAUGAAAAAGCUGGAUCACCCGCAUAUAAUAUCACUUAUAUUGGAUGUUGACCAUCAGGCCAAUAUGUAUCUUGUACUAGAGUAUGUGAGUGGUGGUGAUCUUUUUGAUGCGAUUACGCAGGUGACUCGCUUUUCAGAAAUACAAUCGCGAAUAAUGAUCAGACACUUGGGCUCAGCCAUGUCUUACCUACAUUCCAUGGGUAUUGUACACCGUGAUAUUAAGCCGGAGAACCUCCUCGUUGAGCUGGAUGAAUAUGGAAAUGUUCUUGAACUUAAACUAGCUGAUUUUGGACUAGCCUGUGAGGUAACGGAACCUCUUUAUGCCGUUUGUGGUACGCCUACUUAUGUGGCACCUGAAAUAUUAUUGGAGGUGGGCUACGGAUUAAAGAUUGACGUGUGGGCUGCUGGCAUAAUUUUGUACAUAUUGCUGUGCGGAUUCCCACCCUUCGUGGCACUUGACAACCAACAGGAACCUCUCUUCGAUGCAAUUAUAUCAGGAGUUUACGAGUUUCCCGAUCCAUACUGGUCCGAUAUAGGAGACGGAGUGCGUGAUCUAAUUGCCAACAUGUUGCAGUCGGAUCCAGAUGUCCGUUUUACGAGCGAGGAUAUUUUAGAUCAUUACUGGACGAUAGGCAAUCAGGAAAAUGGUUGCGGCAAUUAUAACAGCUGAAUUAUUAAAUUAUUAUAGUGUGGGAUGUUUAUAUAAUUUCAUCGCCCACUUUUCACCUAUCAGAAGCAUGGAAACAGAAUUAGUUCUUGUAUUAAGUAUGUUAGAAUGAUUUUUUAUGGUCCUUAAUUUAUUUAAAUAUGUAAAUAUAUAUAUAUAUAUAUAUAUAUAUAUAUAUAUAUAUAGAAGCACUUUGUAAGAACAGUAGUGUUGCUGCGAUAACUGAAACAACUUAAAGAGCAGUAAUCAAUUUCUGACGAUAGAAAGAAAAACAUUAAAUGGAAACAUUUCGUAAAUCACAAUAAACAAACCGUUUACGGUUGAUAUCGCUACAAAAUAUAAAAUCAUAUUCCACAUA